AUGGGGAACCCUCGUUUCCUAGUCACUCGGCCGCAGGCGGCGGACCAGCUGAGUAACAAACUUUCGCAGGCUCAGCACCUCGAUGAGGUCACAUGGACCACCAAGAACUGGCACGGGCUGCAGAUGCAGCGCUUGUCUGUCGUUCUCCACACCGCCGUGGCGUGGCAGACGGUGAACGAGCUAGCUAGCAUCGGCGGUCCGCCGCUAUUUGUGCUAAUGUGGUUCACGCCGAUGCCGUUUGUGUACGAGUCGCUGUACGGCGGCGCCGAGAUGUGCGAGCUCGGCCGCCACACCGUCCGCCUCUCGACCAAGCAGCAGGCGCUCACGCUCGGCAGCAAGAUGCGCAAGGGCAACGCAGCGGUGCGGUACCGCUGCGGCCGCGGGCUGGGCGCGGUUCGUCGCCACGCCUUCCCGUCCCGUGCGCAGGUGACGUACUCGGUCUACAAGCUCGGGGACGGGGAGAUGCGCCUGCUGGGCUCCUACCCAAAGGGAGUCAACGCAGACGGCACUUGUGCCCGCGGUGCGCAGAGCUGGAUCCGAUCGCUGAUCACUGAGAGUGGAUGGCAGGCGCGCGCGUCAAGUUCCGGAGGAGGGCGCCAAAGACGGGAGGCGAGCUUAGGCUGA
This is a messenger RNA of Emiliania huxleyi CCMP1516, 624 nucleotides long. RefSeq lists its product as hypothetical. The record is from RefSeq and is a predicted model, not a curated record. The transcript is spliced from 4 exons. Bases 1 to 624 code for a protein of 207 amino acids. Lineage: Eukaryota; Haptophyta; Isochrysidales; Noelaerhabdaceae.